Molecule: messenger RNA, 992 nt
Organism: Schistocerca gregaria
Lineage: Eukaryota; Metazoa; Arthropoda; Insecta; Orthoptera; Acrididae
Exons: 6
Coding region: 108-992 (294 amino acids)
Source: RefSeq, a predicted model, not a curated record
CGAAAAUUUUGAUUUUGUCUGUAGAACUUUAGAAAAAUAAUUUAUUUAUGAAGUGGACGUUAGAUAGUAUCUUUUGACAAAAUAGGUUAGCUUGAAUAUUGAGUGUAAUGGAUGAUAAGAACAUUGAAAGUUCAACAGAAGAGGAUUCCUCUAUUGGCAAUGAUGUUCUGUUGAGUGCGAGAAUUAGACAACUUGAAGCAGCAAAAGAUGAGGACUCUGCAGGAAAGCAAAGUGAUCUGGGGCAGGAGGAAGAUGACAGUAACGAUGUUUCUGAUAAUUUUGAUAACUUUGUGAAUAUGAAACGUGUGCUAGAUAUGAUCCACAUUGUCUUAACUGACAAAGAGGAUGAAGCAUCUGAUUCAAGUGACAUUAAGGAGCCUCCAGUUCUUCCAUGUCAAGAACCGGAAAAAGUUCUAGAAGACAGUGAAGAAGUGAACACCUCAAGCAGUGAAGACAGUGGCAGUACUGUAAAGGCGUGGAGGAUUCUUACUGACCGCGUGAGGAGGAAGCGCUCAGGCACCGCUGUCAGCCGGAAGGGACGGAGGCCCGGUCAAGGGUCAGCGUACAGUGCAACCAAGAAAAGGUCUGGUACGGCGUCCCGGAGCACCGCGGCGCCGCCCCUGCGCCGGUCCUCUCGCUCCACCGUGACCGGCAGGGCGUCGCCGCUGACGCCAUCCACGCUGGACGCCGAGGAGGACCUGGAAGGCGGGGCGGAGGACCACCCGUCGCCGCCCCCGCAGCUGCCGCCGCUGCCGCCCCUGUCGACGGCGGGCAUGCUGCGGCGCGCCGCGGAGAGGGGGGCGGCGCCGCCCCCGGGCGUCCGCCCCCUGGCGGCGGCGCGCCGGCCCGUGGCCUGCAGCGUCGGGGGACCAGUGCUGGCGCUGCUCGAGGCGCUGCCGCCCCACGGCCUGGAGCUGCCCGCCGGGCUCGCCCUCCUCGACGUCCACUUCCACAUGCCCACCAACAUUCUGAUGAUAGAUGUGGCCAAAUGA